This is a messenger RNA of Ictalurus punctatus (channel catfish), 3355 nucleotides long. Its product is annotated as syntaxin-binding protein 4. The transcript is spliced from 22 exons. Gene Ontology annotation, molecular function: protein binding. The record is from RefSeq and is a predicted model, not a curated record. NCBI's taxonomy places the organism in Eukaryota, Metazoa, Chordata, Actinopteri, Siluriformes, Ictaluridae. The coding region runs from base 65 to 2146 and encodes 693 amino acids.
UUAGAGGGGCUGGAACAGGUUGGAGCAGAGCUGUACCCUGCACACACACACUAUUUCAUCCGAGAUGCCCACGUUUUCCGUCAUGUUUAAAGGAGCUGUCAUCAUAAGCAGGACGCUGAUGGGGCCAAAUGAAGUAGAUCGGACAGUGCAUCUGAUGCAGUUUUCAGACUGUGAGACUGGAUUAGGUAUCAAAGUCAUUGGUGGUGUGAAGGAAGUAACAGGAGAGGAAUUUGGAGUUUAUGUGAAGAGGAUCUUACCAGGUGGCCUUGCCGCCACUGAUGGACAACUACAGCCUGGAGAUCAGAUCUUGGAGGUGAAUGGAGAAAGUUUGAUUGGUGUAACGAGUGAGAGAGCGGUGGAUAUUCUUAGAGCAGCUUCGUCCACAAACCACAUGCGUCUUCUGAUAGCGCGAGAUGAGGAAGCUCGGAAAGAAUUUGCCGAGCUGAUGGAGAAAUACGGCUCCAACGGCAGUACUGGCUCCACGAGGAACUCCCCCAUUCAGCACACAGGCAGAUAUUUGGACAGCACGUCAUCAGGGUCUUCGUCCAGGUCCCAGAGUCCUCUGCUGCUUAGUCCAGCGUCGACUCAGAAUGUGUACAAUAACACGGGACAGCUACUGCGCUCUCUCAGUCACCCAGGUGAAGGUGUGAUCCAGCUGAUCUCAGUGGUUCGCUCCGGCACUCUGGGUCUCUCAGUCAGCGGAGGUUCUAACAGACCAGACGGCCCGGCCGUGUUCAUACAGGAAGUGAUGUCAGGAGGAGACUGCCAGCGGGAUGGACGACUCCGAGCAGGAGAUCAGCUCAUCGCUAUUAACAAGGAGUCUCUGAUCGGAGUCACGCACGAGGAGGCCAAAAGCGCCAUCAACAGAGCGAAACUCAGCCGUGAGCCGAUGGUGGAAAUCGCCUUCAUUCCAGGGAAAGGCCAUUUCCCCUGCAGCACGUCGUUACACAGUGGAGUUCAGCGAGCCGGGGCGAACAGAUACGGCAGGUUAAAAGUGCACGUCACCUCUCCUGAGGUUCGACCGGAGGACACGGCACCGUCGUCUUCGCCGGACAUCAGUCCCGCAGACAUUCACGCAUCAGCAGCCUUGACCACACAGAGCAACGGCGCCACGUCCAAACCGAAGGUCUCGCUGGACCCCCACGUACGACUGCGAUCAGAGAAACUCGACCUGGCUCUGUCUUACCUCGGGCUGGACGUCACAGAGGAGAAGAGGAGAAGAAUCAGAGAGAGUUUGUCCACAGAUCCUCAAGGGACGGUGUCUUACGGAGAGUUUGUGGAGGCCACACGUAACGUGUACCACGAUAAGCUGGAGGAGGCGGGGCUUGUGCAGGGACCCUUCAUGUUCUCCUAUCAUGAGGCGGCGAGUUUGAUGGACACGUCAGCCUUCCACUCACCUACGGGUGAAUCAGAGUGCAGUUACAGCAGUGAGGAGAUGGAGCCGUUUCAGACUGAGCUGAAGCAACGGCAAACACAGAUGCACCAGCUAAAGGGUUUACUGGAGGACACCGAGGCCGGUAAAAAAUCUCUAGAGGAGGAAAUUCAGAAAACCACAGAGAACUCCAAAACCACAGUGGAGGAUGAUGAGACGUUGAAGAGCAUGCUUCAGGAGGCUGAGGCUGUUCAGAUGCAGGCGAACAGUGCUGAACAGGACUAUGAGGAGGUGAUUCGGCUUCUGGAGGCCGAAAUCAAAGAUCUGAAGGAGCAACUCGCUGAAAAGAAACACACAAGUUUGCAGGUGACAAACGAGGACAUGAUGGAACUGAACAAGAGGCUUUCCAUUAUCGACAGUCAGCUACGAAAUUCUGAACUCAUGAGGAAACAUCUGGAAAUCUCCAAUAAAAAGCUGCUGGGCUUUGCUCAUAACGUUCAUAAAGUCCUCACCAGUGGCGGUUUCUCUGCGACGGAGAACGGGUCGUCCCCGGCAACAGACAGUCCGGAAAUCUCAGACUCCACCCACCAGCUCAUAGCUGAGGCCAGAGAGCUCAUGGAGAGGGUGUGCUCCCUUUGUGCAGAUGAUCACACGUUACCGCAGAUCUCAGAAGGAUCCAUCACUGGUCCAGGGUUCGAGUGUGUGGUCGAAGUGAAUCAUCAGCCCCAGACGCCUCUUGCUGGACUUCACGUUAAAGAGACUCGACGUCUCUAAAAGAGCUCAGCGAGAUAAGCACAAACACCAAAACACCAGUGCAAGAGGAGGAUAAACAAUAAUCCACGUAUUAUUAAUCUUUAAACUCAGUUCGAUUCUAAAGUGUGUGUUACAUUUGAUCAGGUGUCCAUGCGGGGCCUUGUCGUCCCCCCCCCAACACACGAUUCUGGAAAGUGCUAUAAUAUUUAAGAGAUCUUACACUCUGAACCGUUACUGCAAGCAGAAGCUGUAAGUGUCUUCACUAUUACUGGUUUUGAUGUAAAUAUCACCGUCACCACCGUCUCGUACACACAUACACAGCGUAUUACAGUACGUGCGUCAUGAAUACUACAGUAAUACAACACGUUCCCUCGAACAGCCAGAACAGCACUGUCUGAACACAACAACUGUGUUUUGAUAGAACAGAUUCUGAUAACAUUUUCCAUUACGGUUCCUUUAACGAUCGUUAUCUGCUGCAUUAAUGAACAUUAACAAAGGAUAGAUAUAGCAUUAAUACACCGAAAGUAAUGAGAAAUGAACACGUGUAUUAACUACCGUUUCUUUAAACGUUAAUGAAAUACUCCUGCUUUGACCGAUUAUUCAGUUCAUAAAUUAGCAAACAAUUUCAUUACAUCAUGUCCGGGCUCGCGAGUGGCACUACAGAAAAGCGUUCAUCAUAUCUCUCUCCCCUGUCCGCUUCAGGUGCUGAUUAUUCGGCUCGUUGUGUGGUUUGUUUAUUUAUUUACUUAUUUGUCAACACGAAUCAAUACAGUUGUUAAUGCCGUCGUUCGUGUUACCGAUGGUGUAAUUUUCACGCAGAAUUUUUUUCGAGUUUGUUCGUGUUAACAAACGUGUCGAAUGACGCCCAUCGAGGGAACCUUAAUACAAAGUGUUACUUAAAUUUUGACUUCGCACGACUUCUAGUAUUUUCCAGCACGUCUAUAUCUACACAGCAUGCAUGGUCCAGAUUACCAACAAAAAGGCACUAAAUCAACAAUAUGUUUCAUAUUUAACACAUUUCAACACCUGAUACUGUGUAACAGCCAUUAUGGUUCACGUGUGCAAUGUACAGUGUGUGUGUGUGGGUGUGUUUCAAAGUUAUUAUUUAUUACUGAUUGCACGUGCUUUAAAAAUGCUAAUAUGUAAUCAUGCUAUGCUAUCUAUAUCUGUGGCCAAAAUGUAUUUUUGCUGGUUUUAUUGUUUUUAUUAAAGGAAGUAUAAGACUGUGAA